Molecule: messenger RNA, 996 nt
Organism: Aspergillus nomiae NRRL 13137
Lineage: Eukaryota; Fungi; Ascomycota; Eurotiomycetes; Eurotiales; Aspergillaceae
Product: deoxyhypusine monooxygenase
Exons: 2
Coding region: 1-996 (331 amino acids)
Biological process (GO): peptidyl-hypusine biosynthetic process
Molecular function (GO): deoxyhypusine monooxygenase activity
Source: RefSeq, a predicted model, not a curated record
AUGGCAUCUACUGCAGUUGAUCAUCCUGAGGGAGUGGAUGAGACCAUCCUGACUCUUCGCAAAGUUCUUGUCAAUGAGUCUGAGCCGCUUGCUCGCCGAUUCCGCGCCCUGUUCUCCUUGAAAUACAUUGCUUGUUUGCACCCGCCGACCGAGAAGACACUGCCUGCGAUCCAGGCCAUCGCAGCGGGAUUUACAUCGUCAUCGGCCUUGCUGAAGCAUGAGCUCGCAUACUGCCUGGGUCAGACUCGUAAUCCAGAUGCAGUCUCGUACUUGCUGGAAGUGGUGAAGAACACUGAACAAGAUGCAAUGUGUCGCCAUGAAGCCGCAGAGGGUCUUGGUGCUCUGGGGUUUGACACCAGUCUGGAUGUCUUGAAAGCUUUGCGGGAUGAUGAAAAAGAAGAGGAUGUCAUUAGAGAGACAUGUGAUAUCGCCGUCGACAGAAUUCUCUGGGAGAAUUCGGAAGAGAGGAAGAGCGAGAAACUGAAGCCUAGCCCCACCACUCCCAAUGGCGUCCAGCAGCCUUCUAUUUCCGACUUGGAAAAAACAUUGCUCGACACAAAGCUCCCUUUGUUCCAAAGAUACCGCGCUAUGUUUGCUCUGCGCGACCUUGCCUCGCCCCCCGAUCUUCCUACAGCUGUCGAAGCUGUUGAAGCAUUGGCUAAAGGACUCAAGGAUCCGUCUGCUCUCUUCCGCCAUGAAGUUGCCUUUGUGUUCGGUCAGCUCUGCCACCCGGCCUCUGUUCCUAGUCUCACAGAAACCCUCAGCGACCAGAAAGAAAUGGGCAUGGUAAGACACGAGGCUGCUGAGGCUCUUGGUAGCUUGGGUGAUGUUGAAGGUGUGGAGGACACCCUAAAGAAGUUCCUCAACGACCCAGAGCAGGUGGUGAGAGACAGCAUUAUCGUGGCUCUAGAUAUGGCGGAGUAUGAGAAGAACGGGGAGAUGGAGUAUGCGUUGGUGCCGGAUUCAGCAGCCCCGGCUGCUGUAUCUGCUGCUUGA